This is a messenger RNA of Vigna radiata var. radiata (mung bean), 1185 nucleotides long. RefSeq names its product amino acid transporter AVT1I-like. NCBI's taxonomy places the organism in Eukaryota, Viridiplantae, Streptophyta, Magnoliopsida, Fabales, Fabaceae. The record is from RefSeq and is a predicted model, not a curated record. The transcript is spliced from 3 exons. Bases 1 to 1185 code for a protein of 394 amino acids. Gene Ontology annotation, cellular component: plasma membrane.
AUGGACUCCCCAAAUGUUUCUUUCCUCAGCACUUGUCUGAAUGGACUGAAUGUUUUAUCAAGUGUUGGUAUACUCUCAGUUCCUUAUGCUCUUGCAAUAGGAGGUUGGUUAAGUUUGAUUCUUCUAUUUUUAAUUGCCACUGCUACAUUUUACACUGGCCUUUUAAUUAAAAGAUGUAUGGAUAACAAUUCAAACAUUCGAACCUAUCCAGAUAUAGGAGAAUUUGCAUUUGGAAAAACAGGAAGAUUAAUAGUGUCAAUAAUAAUGUACACAGAACUAUAUUUGGUUCCAAUAGGAUUUUUGAUUCUAGAAGGUGAUAAUUUGAGCAACAUGUUUCCUAUUGGAAAGGUUCACAUAGCAGGCUUAGGAAUUGGUGGGAAACAAUUAUUUGUGAUUAUUGUUGCUCUUAUCAUUUUGCCCACAGUUUGGUUGGACAACCUGAGUCUACUCUCAUAUGUAUCUACAACUGGAGUUUUUGCUUCUCUUCUAAUAAUCCUUUCAAUAACAUGGACUGGAACAUUUGAUGGAGUUGGUUUUCAUCAUAAAGGAACUCUUGUCCAUUGGAAUGGUCUCCCCACAACUGUUAGCUUGUAUGUCUUCUGUUAUGGUGCACAUACUGUCUUUCCCAUGUUGUACAAUUCGAUGAGAAACAAACAUCACUUCUCAAAAGUCCUACUGGUAUGUUUUCUCGUAGCCACUGUGGGUUAUGCAUCCAUGGCAAUAGUGGGUUAUUUAAUGUUUGGUGAGGAGGUUAAGUCUGAAGUAACAUUAAACCUGCCUCUAAACAAAGUUAGCUCAAAAGUAGCAAUAUACACCGCCUUGAUGAAUCCCAUAUCCAAGUUUGCUUUGAUGCUAACCCCUAUUACGAAUGCUUUGAAAGACUUGCUUCCAACAACCUACAAGAAUAGGGUGACGAGCAUCUUACUAAGCACAGUGUUGGUAUUGAGCAUCACUAUUAUUGCCCUUGCUGUCCCUUUCUUUGGAUCUCUGAUUUCACUGGUUGGAGCCUUUCUAAAUGUCACAGCUUCUAUUCUGCUUCCGUGCUUGUGCUACUUGAAGAUUUCAGACACUUACAAGAAAUUUAGGUGUGAAACAGUAGUUAUAGUGAUAAUGAUAAUGAUAGCUAUUGUAAUGGCAAUUUCAGGAACCUACAUUUCUCUCAUGGAAAUAGCACACAAUCUAUAA